GAAAAAGUUGAUGAAUUGUGAAAUUGUUCAGGAAUCCAGCCUGACGGUCAGAUGCCCAGUGAUAAGACAGCUGGGGCAGGAGAUGAUAGUUUCAGUACUUUCUUCUCAGAAACUGGAGCCGGCAAACAUGUUCCAAGAGCUGUUUUCGUUGAUCUUGAACCAACUGUAGUUGAUGAAGUAAGAGUUGGAACUUAUCGACAACUUUUCCACCCAGAACAACUUAUUACAGGUAAAGAGGACGCAGCCAACAACUACGCCAGGGGUCACUAUACUAUCGGCAAGGAGAUCGUUGACCUGGUCCUGGACCGGAUUAGGAAGUUGGCGGAUUCCUGUACAGGUCUUCAGGGAUUUUUGAUCUUCCACUCAUUUGGAGGAGGAACUGGGUCCGGAUUCACCUCACUACUCAUGGAGAGAUUGUCUGUUGAUUACGGGAAGAAAUCUAAACUAGAAUUCUCUAUCUACCCCGCACCUCAGGUUGCGACUGCUGUAGUGGAACCCUACAAUUCUAUCCUGACGACCCACACCACCCUCGAGCACUCCGACUGCGCAUUCAUGGUCGAUAAUGAGGCAAUCUAUGACAUCUGCCGUCGAAAUCUUGAUAUUGACAGACCCACGUACACAAACCUUAACAGGUUGAUCGGUCAGAUCGUGUCCAGUAUCACCGCAUCAUUGAGGUUCGACGGAGCUCUUAACGUUGAUCUUACCGAGUUCCAGACCAAUCUGGUUCCUUACCCCAGGAUUCACUUCCCCCUGGUAACCUACGCCCCUGUAAUCUCUGCUGAGAAGGCUUAUCACGAGCAGUUGAGUGUCGGAGAGAUCACCAAUGCAUGCUUCGAACCUGCAAAUCAGAUGGUUAAAUGCGAUCCCAGGCACGGAAAGUACAUGGCUUGUUGUAUGUUGUACAGAGGCGAUGUUGUCCCUAAGGAUGUGAACAACGCGAUUGCUACGAUCAAGACCAAGCGAUCCAUUCAGUUUGUGGAUUGGUGUCCCACAGGGUUCAAGGUUGGAAUCAACUAUCAGCCCCCAACAGCUGUCCCCGGGGGUGACCUCGCUAAGGUCCCGAGGGCGGUGUGCAUGCUAUCAAACACCACCGCCAUCGCUGAGGCCUGGGCUCGUCUAGAUCAUAAGUUUGAUCUUAUGUACGCGAAGAGGGCCUUCGUUCACUGGUAUGUUGGAGAGGGUAUGGAGGAGGGUGAGUUUAGCGAGGCCAGGGAGGAUUUGGCGGCCCUGGAGAAGGAUUAUGAGGAGGUUGGUAUGGACAGCCUCGAAGGCGAGGGUGAAGGAGGAGAAGAGUAUUAGAGAAUAGUCCACUGGAGACUAUCCACAACAAGCACCGUGGUCUUCAAAACAGGAAACAAGACCCAUGGUGUGGAGUGGUUUUAUCAGUUUAUUUUCUUAAAACUAUUUAUUAAUGAUUUGUCAUCUUAUAGUUUUUGUGUUGAAAAAUAAGUUGUUAGUUCUCCUUAAGUCCUUUAUGAAGUCCUGGACUAAACAGGACACUUUAAACAUUCUUUUCAUUUUGUUUAAUGUUUAAUAAAAUUUCUCCAUUAUCAUGAA
Messenger RNA from Eurytemora carolleeae, 1557 nucleotides. Its product is annotated as tubulin alpha-1 chain. Gene Ontology annotation, cellular component: cytoplasm; microtubule. Gene Ontology annotation, molecular function: structural constituent of cytoskeleton; GTP binding. The coding region runs from base 52 to 1299 and encodes 415 amino acids. Lineage: Eukaryota; Metazoa; Arthropoda; Copepoda; Calanoida; Temoridae. Gene Ontology annotation, biological process: mitotic cell cycle; microtubule cytoskeleton organization. The transcript is spliced from 11 exons. The record is from RefSeq and is a predicted model, not a curated record.